Fusarium graminearum PH-1 is the source of this 1385-nucleotide messenger RNA. Its product is annotated as transaldolase. The transcript has 6 exons. Gene Ontology annotation, cellular component: intracellular anatomical structure; cytoplasm. Gene Ontology annotation, molecular function: transaldolase activity. The record is from RefSeq and is a predicted model, not a curated record. Bases 117 to 1088 code for a protein of 323 amino acids. Gene Ontology annotation, biological process: pentose-phosphate shunt; pentose-phosphate shunt, non-oxidative branch; carbohydrate metabolic process. Lineage: Eukaryota; Fungi; Ascomycota; Sordariomycetes; Hypocreales; Nectriaceae.
UUUCUAGGUUGCUGCUCCCUCAUCCUUUUUCUCUUCUCUUCUUUCUCUUCAUUCAUCUUGUCCUCACAUCUCUCAACCAAACUUUUCACGAUACAAACGACUUAAUACUAUUCAUCAUGUCUUCUGCUCUCGACCAGCUCAAGGCCACCGGCACUACUGUUGUGUCUGACUCUGGUGACUUUGCCUCCAUUGGCAAGUACAAGCCUCAGGAUGCUACCACCAACCCUUCUCUCAUCCUCGCUGCCUCCAAGAAGGAGGAGUACGCCAAGCUGAUCGAUGUCGCCAUCGACUACGCUAAGCAGAAGGGUGGCUCUGUCGACCAGCAGGUUGACGAUGCCCUCGACCGCCUCCUCGUUGAGUUCGGCAAGGAGAUUCUCAAGAUCAUCCCCGGCAAGGUCUCCACCGAGGUCGACGCUCGUUACUCUUUCGACACCGAAGCUUCCGUCAACAAGGCUCUCCACCUUAUCGAGCUCUACGGCGAGCAAGGUAUCUCCAAGGACCGCAUCCUGAUCAAGAUUGCUGCUACCUGGGAGGGUAUCAAGGCUGCCGAGAUCCUCCAGCGUGACCACGGCAUCAACACCAACCUUACUCUUAUGUUCUCUCUCGUCCAGGCCAUUGGUGCUGCUGAGGCUGGUGCUUACCUCAUUUCUCCCUUCGUCGGCCGUAUCCUUGACUGGUUCAAGGCCUCUACCAAGAAGGAGUACACCAAAGAGGAGGACCCUGGUGUCCUGUCUGUUAAGCAGAUCUUCAACUACUACAAGAAGUUCGGAUACAACACCAUUGUCAUGGGCGCCUCGUUCCGCAACACUGGCGAGAUCACCGAGCUCGCUGGCUGUGACUACUUGACUAUCUCUCCUAACCUGCUCGAGGACCUCCUCAACUCCUCUGACUCUGUUCCCAAGAAGCUCGAUGCUUCCCAGGCCUCUUCUCUAGACAUCGAGAAGAAGUCUUACAUCAAGGACGAGGCUCUCUUCCGCUUCGACUUCAACGAGGACCAGAUGGCUGUUGAGAAGCUCCGAGAGGGUAUUAGCAAGUUCGCUGCCGAUGCUGUCACCCUCAAGGGCAUCCUCAAGGAGAAGCUCUCCUAAGUUACAUGCGCUUGAUAAGCCAAGAAAAUGAUUUAAAAGUUACAAAACUCUUGUCGGGGAAGAAGCCGUAUCGAGUUGAUUGCGAGCAAUGAGCUUGAAUCUACACGCGAUCUUUAUUGGAGGUUACCGAUUAUACCACAUACCUACUCUAGUCUAAAACCACAUAGCUUCGCCUAAGUCGUGGCGAUGUGGCGAACCACGAUCUGAUAGGGGCAUUAGUUGUCCAUGGAAACAGAUAGUGGCUACAUAACGAAUCGAGACGACAUGUUACGCCCAAAGCUCAUGGUAUUGCAACGC